AUGCCUCCCAGGUUACAGAUCCCGACCACCAUUUCUGAAACUCCAAAACAUCUACCAGAGCAACCUUUUAUAUCUGCUCAAGUCAUAGAGACGCGCCAGGCCGAUACCCGAGAAGACAUCGCUUUUGGAGCGCAACAAACCGUGCCUGCAGAGGAUGGUGGUCCUCCAACCCCCUUGAUAGAUGGGGCGCGUCUGGAAACGCGAGUUCUCCCCUCGCGGGAGGUUACGGACGACAAUUUUGAUGAUGCCUAUGUCAACUUCAUAAUGCACUGCAACCCGGCCGUUGCAUUAGACACAGAUGCAUCCGAACUCAGAAAAACCUUCAGAGCACCCCCAAAAAGUGAUGGCAAAUCAUUCAGCACAUACACCCUCUUCGAACUAAUAUCAAAACUGGAACGAAAGGAAAUCAAAACAUGGGCUCAGCUUGCAAUUGAUUUGGGAGUCGAGCCGCCAGCGCUGGAUAGGGGACAGAGCGCUCAAAAAGUUCAACAGUAUGCAGUGAGGUUAAAGCGUUGGAUGCAUGCAAUGCACGUCGAUGCAUUUUUCGAGUACCUUUUAAGUAAGCCUCACGUAUAUUGGACUCAGGUCCCAUCUCCCGGUGACCCCAACGGUGAACUUGGGCGUGAUGGAGUGGUUCCAGAGGAAGACUUGGCUCUUCGUGCACUACUACCAGAGACCAGGCCCAAACGUGGUCGGCGCAAAGCCGAGGACAGAGAUAAUGAAAGCGAUACUGGAAAGUCACCAGCUCAGCGUCCCCGCCUGGAGUCUUCGCCUGGCCUAUCUGAAGACUUUAUGAUGGCUAGGGCUUCAAUCAUUGGAGACUCCGCUACACCCGCAUCAGCUCAUCCAGGUUUUGCUCAAAGUUUCCAAGAUAGGAUAGCUCCAUGGUCUGCAACUGAAAUCAGAGGGUCUUUGCCCAGCAACUUCCGCUGGAAUGGCCCUGAUACCACACAAACCCCUCUAUCAGCGUAUCCACAAUCCGCUAUUACGCCGUCUACCCGAAGGAUGAUGUGGAACGAUUCAAAUGAACCUCAAUCGGCGAUUACACCGAAGAGCCGAUCUCGACGUCGACAUGGCCCCGCCGUCUCGUCAGCUUGGCCGAGCAGUGGCGGGACAUCUUCAGGGAAACUGAGAGGUAGACCUUCGAGCACUCGCUCCGUUACUGAUGGGCCUUUCUCGACGUUUCCAGUCAACCCAACAUCCAGAGAUGUACCGACAAUUAGUCUUCACGAUAACACACCAACAGCUACCCCUGUAGUGGAUAAUUCUGAAGUGCCUCGUUUCUUCGCAGACACCGCAGUGCCAAAUCCGCAGAUUUCAAACGGUAGGCCUAGUCGACUGCAACUUCAAGUUCCGCAACGGCAAGGUGGACCGGUAAGGUUAGCAACACCACCACCACCUCCUCCUCCACCUGUUCUGUUUAAUGGACAUGAUGCUGCAAAUAUGCACCAGGACCAAACACCGGGCAGCCAACAGGUCACAUCCCUCAUGGAGUACUUUAGUAAUGAUCAGGAUCCGAAUUUUCAGCAUUUCGUUAGCUUUGCAUUCCGGCACAACGAUGACACCGACCGCACGAAUAUGGAUGCCUUAGAGAGCCAUUUCAUAUGUGAAAUCUUAGCUGCAGAGUGGAUUGAUGCAUCCGGAGCAAGUAUUGAAAGAUGUACCACUGACGAGGCAGAUAAGAUCUGCAAAGAGGUUAUCAAGAACCUACAAGCCGAGUCCAGCAGCACGGAAACAUUCUUGAUCAAUCUGUCAGCCCUGGCAGGAGGGCCGUUGAUGACUCGGCUAAGGAUGACCCGGCUUGAGCAGGGUUCGGUUUCUCACUACGAAUGUUACUGGAAAAUGAGAUUCGGCUCGAUCGAGGGUAGCUUUACGAUCCGAGCCAGCAUACAUCACGAGAUUCAAUCGGCAGCCUUAAAUCACGGACCGGAGCCGACGGAGGAAUCAUGGAAGAAGAGAUAUCUGGAUCUUCGGCAGCAGAUACGGGAAAGAGACGCGAAGGUAGCGAAGCUUAGAAGGGGUGUUCUAGACGCUUUGGUGGUCUCGAAUCAAUUCUCGGGUGCUGCUGAGGUGUAA
Venustampulla echinocandica is the source of this 2076-nucleotide messenger RNA. RefSeq lists its product as uncharacterized. The transcript is spliced from 2 exons. NCBI's taxonomy places the organism in Eukaryota, Fungi, Ascomycota, Leotiomycetes, Helotiales, Pleuroascaceae. Gene Ontology annotation, molecular function: DNA replication origin binding. The coding region runs from base 1 to 2076 and encodes 691 amino acids. The record is from RefSeq and is a predicted model, not a curated record.